CGAAAUGUUUUGGAUCAAAUGAAGGUGAAAAUAAUUGAAAAGGCAAAAAAAAAACUCAAAGAAACCGAUCAACACUGAACCACCAAUAGAGUAUUAUUAUUUCUACAAACAUUGAGCAAGUAGCAAACGUGCGCUCGUGAUGACCCGAAAACAUUUCAGUGUGAGAGGGGAAAAAAUCGAUUGGCACAGUUUGCGUUCUGGAGUGUGUAAAAUCAUAUGACUGAAGUCAAUGUUUGUCUAUAAGUGUUGGGCUGCUGAGAAAGAGUCAGUUUUGUGAGAGAAAAAUUCAAAUGAACGGUAUUUUGCUUUCACAUUAAAGCGUGUGUUCCUCCGUUCAACGUUGAAAAUCGGUUGCACUUUGCACCUAUCUCGCUCACAUGUAUGUCGCAAUGGUGGCGGUACAAUGUGAAUUGAUAGCACAAGCGCGCGCGCACGCUCGAUCGCCCACUGUCGCAAUAUUUUGUGUUCAAUCCACCAAUUUUAUGUAUAUGCACAAACAUUGACAAAGAGCUAAAGAAAAGAGAAUCACAUAUAUGUAUCGCUUCAUCGAUUCUAAUUUAUUGCACUGUGAGUGCAAUUGAGUUGGCAUUUGCAUACAGGCGAAUAUAACCAAUUUGCUUGAAUAUUGCUGUUGCUGUUAUUGUUGACAUGGGUUAAGUUCUCUAUUGAAAUUUAUCCAUGUGUAUGAGUGUACAUGUGUUAGAAUGGCUCGUUGACGGUUCAGCUCAAAGUGUCGGUAUGAGUACGUACAUGCAGUGUGUACGUAAUUUUUGUGUUGAACAUUUUCAACAAGCAUUUCAUUGAAGUCUCUUUCUCUCGGCAUUGGCUUUAGCGUACACGUAUACACGUAAGCAUGCCAUACGAGACAGUGUGUGUGCGCCCAUGUGUUGAGUUAUUUAGUUCAGGGGGUCUGUUUCAUAAUCGCCAUCGUUUGCCUAAUGCAUAUGUAUUGACAUCUCUUCACAGAACAAAUAUGAAUAAACACAAUCACAGACGGCGGACACGCAGAGCGUGUACUCAAACGUAUGAGUGAGAGUGAGUGAGAGAGAGAGAGAGAGAGAAAACUUAAAAAUGAACAUUAACACGGCCGAAAAGUGUUUCGGUUAGGUUAGUAAUAAGUAAACUGCUGCAGUGUCAAUUAGUAUGUGACUCUAUCUCGAGCAGUUCGUUUUAUUUUUGUUCCUCUAUUUUUGUACUCUGUCUUUUUUUUGGGGUAUUUGGUUUUCAUCGGUGUUCGUUUGAACGUUUUUUUUUCCUCAAUUCUAUGUCAAAACGUUCACUCAUUCAAGCAAAUCGGCUAAAUGAGUGAAUAACCGGGAUUUGUACGUAAAAUUCGGAUUAAUGAAAAAAAGCGAAAGAAAGACUGUGAAUUUGCUAUUUUAAAUGAGAUUGUGACUGAAUCAGAGUGAACAAAUUUUAUCGAUUGAAAGACACACAUUUUUGUAGUGAAAGACUGUGCCAAUCGAUUCUCGUACAUUAUUUAAAAAUCCACACAUUUACGAGAGAUAUUCAAGUGCUAAACGCGAACAUUGAACGUAAAAAUAACAAACUAAAAAACAUACACUAUUUUAUUUCAUCCAAACGAGCCGUUGUUUAUAUCCAUCCAUUUAUGCGACAUCGCAUUCUGCGUAUACAUUGACGUGGUAUUUGUAGUACACGUGCAACUCAACGAAACUUGGCUUCAAUUGACAUUGAACGCGCGUAUCCAGUCACUAAACGGAUUGUCAUUUUGGAAAUCGCGUUGCCAUUUGGUUUCGAUUUUUUCUUUCUUCGGUUUUAAAUCCAGUUUCGUCAGAACAAAGGCAGAAAUCAUUUUGACCGGUGUUGAACGGAACAACGUUGUAAAUGGCUGAAGCACAUCAAGCUGUUGCAUUCUCAUUUUCAAUCACACACGAAGGAUGGGACAUCAAUUACGACCGAGAGGUUCUUAAUCUCGUCUGGGAUUCGGGCAUUCGAUCAUGGAAAAAACGCAUCGGACGUCUUAGAAAUAGCAUUCGUAAUGGAGCAUAUCCAGCGCAUUUGCAAAGCUUAUGGAUUAUUAUAUCGAUAGCAGUGGCCUUACAUUUCUCUGGGAAAAAAACACCAUUUGAUUUGGCAAAUCGAAUUCUGCCAUGGCUUCCGGGAGAUUCAAUUUUAUGGCAUGUGGUGGCAUGUUCGUUGACCGGACUCUUGUUUUGGCUAUGUAUUUGUUUCACAAUGCGUUACACGUUGAAACUGUUGCUGAUGUACAAAGGCUGGAUGUAUGAAUCGCGUGAAAAGGGUCGCCAAGUAUCGACGCGAACCCGUUUGUGGGCGGCUGCCACUAAAGUCCUCUCAAGUUGGAACAAUCCCGGAUUGUACAGUUUCCAAGGAUCACUUCCGAGAUUGCCACUACCAAGUGUGCAUGAGACUUUGGAACGAUACUUGGAUUCAGUUCAUCCGUUGCUCGAUGAGGAUAACUACAAGCGUAUGGAAGAAUUAGCCAAAGAUUUUGAACGAACAAUUGGCCCAAAGUUGCAACGCUAUCUCACCCUCAAAAGCUGGUGGUCAACUAACUACGUAUCUGAUUGGUGGGAAGAAUACGUUUACUUGCGUGGCCGUUCUCCAUUGAUGGUGAACAGCAACUUUUAUGGCAUUGACGCUUUGUUCUUAUCCAACACAAAUGUUCAAAGUGCUCGCGCUGCUGUUGCCGUCAAUUUGUUGUUGAGAUUCCGACGCUUGGUCGAUCGUCAGGAAUUGAAACCGAUUAUGGUGCAAGGACUGGUACCAUUGUGUUCAUGGCAAUACGAACGAAUCUUUAACACUGUUCGCAUUCCAGGCAUUGAAACCGACCGAAUUAUUCAUUACCAAGACUCAAAUCAUAUUGUUGUUAUGCAUAAGGGAAGAUACUAUAAAGUCACGAUUUACUAUAAGGGACGCAUCCUAAAGGCACCGGAAAUUCAAGCGCAAUUGGAAGAAAUUCUGAACUCAAAAUCCGAACCAUUGCCAGGUGAGGAGUUGUUGGCAUCGUUGACCGCAUGGAAUCGAACAAAGUGGGCUGAAAUUCGAAAUACGUUAUUCAACAAAGGAAUCAAUCGUGUCUCAUUGCACACAAUUGAAACGGCUGCAUUCAUUUUAUCAUUGGACGAUGAAUCCUAUGACACGGACAUUCACAAGGAAGGCGCCUUAGAUCAUUUUGGCAAGUCAUUGCUCCAUGGAAACGGCCACAACAGAUGGUUUGAUAAGAAUUUCACACUAUGCGUCGGUACAAACGGUCGUCUUGGAUUUAACGCUGAACACACUUGGGCUGAUGCUGCUGUGAUGGCUCACAUUUGGGAAAACAAUAUAAUGGACGAAGUUAUUGAACAUCCAUACGAUGACGAUGGCAACUGCAAAGGACCAAUUGAUUUCCAACCACCUUCGCCUCAACGUAUGUCUUGGGAUUUGAACAACGAUGCCUGCCUCACCGCAAUCAACACAUCCCAUGAAGAUGCACAGAAAUUGUUGAACGACUUACAGCUCCGGAUUUACGUGCACGACCACUACGGAAAGGGUUUCAUGAAGACAUGCCGCGUAUCACCUGAUGCUUAUAUACAAAUGGCUCUUCAAUUGGCCUACUAUCGAGACGCAGGACGUUUUUCUCUCACAUAUGAAGCAUCGAUGACACGUUUGUUCCGAGAAGGUCGCACUGAAACCGUUCGACCGUGCACCAUUGAAUCAGCCGCAUGGGUCAAAUCAAUGGCAGACGGCAAAUCUACUACUGAGCAACGAGUCGAAUUGCUACUAAAAGCUUGCCAACGACACCAAAAAGGUUACCAAGAUGCCAUGUGUGGCAAAGGAAUCGAUCGACACUUGUUCUGUUUGUACGUCGUAUCAAAAUAUUUAGAAGUAGAUUCGCCAUUUUUGAAAGAAGUUCUCAGCGAACCAUGGCGAUUGUCAACUAGUCAAACGCCGCACGGCCAAACCAGCAAAAUGGAUUUGCACAAACAUCCGGAGUGUAUCAGUGCUGGUGGUGGUUUCGGUCCAGUUGCUGACGACGGCUAUGGUGUUUCAUACAUUAUUGCCGGUGAAGAUCUGAUAUUUUUCCACAUAUCAUCAAAGGCCAGCUGUGCGACUACGGACGCUGUAAAAUUCUCUAGGGAAAUCGAACGAACAUUGGCUGAUAUGAAAAAUCUCUUUGAAGAAUAUCAAUGCCUUAAGAAAUUGGCAAACGGUUCGUCGAAAUAGGCAGCAGCUGCAAUCAUAUCGAUAGUGGUUUAGUGCAAAGGGAGUAAUUUUAGGCGAAAACAAUUCAAGAACAAAUAUGAAAUCAGUCAUCAGUUAACAAAGUCUAAGAGAUAGCGGAUGAAAAAAAAUGCCCUAAUUUUUUUUCUCUCUCUCAAGAUCAAAUGACCGAGUAUUAUCGCUCCUGAGAUAAAGACAGUUCUGAGUCUUUGUGUAUUUGUUUUUUUCGAAUUUUUUUCUGAAUCAAUUUUUGUUUUUGUAUGAAGAUAUGUUUUGCAACUAAGUGUACCUUCACCAACUUUCGUUAUUUAUGAAUCAACGGACGAACUAAAAGACGAUAUUUUCUUAAAUGUCUGUGGAAUAGCUCAUUAUUUUAGAUAGGACUGAGACCAAUUGAAAAUUAUGAACAUAGUAUGAAUGUUGUGAAUAAAUUGUUUGAUUCAAGAUACAAAUCGGUUUAGUGCUCGUAUGAUAAAUGAUUUUUUUUUUCUCUCUUCAAUUCGAAGAUCACACCACUUCACACAUAUUGGACAAUUGUUAAACGUAAUUUUAUAAAAUUUUAAACCCUUUCUUGUUUAGCAGUAAGUUGAUAUAAGCAAAUCCAAUUGAUAAAAUAAAAUAAAAUAAAUAGAA
Messenger RNA from Sitodiplosis mosellana (orange wheat blossom midge), 4815 nucleotides. RefSeq names its product carnitine O-palmitoyltransferase 1, liver isoform-like. Gene Ontology annotation, biological process: fatty acid metabolic process; carnitine metabolic process. Bases 1846 to 4185 code for a protein of 779 amino acids. The record is from RefSeq and is a predicted model, not a curated record. Lineage: Eukaryota; Metazoa; Arthropoda; Insecta; Diptera; Cecidomyiidae. Gene Ontology annotation, molecular function: carnitine O-palmitoyltransferase activity. The transcript has 9 exons. Gene Ontology annotation, cellular component: mitochondrion.